AUGAGAAGGCAACGAAUGUUUUCCCCUGGCUACCUUGUUUGGACAUAUAAAUCUUCCCCCGGGGCGGGGUACCCUUUACUCAGCUACCCUUAUGACGUAAAGGUACUCUCGAUUGGAUUCCUGACAUGGUACGUCCACGAAUAUCAACCGAUCCAUAUUGACGUUGCUCCCGAGGAAUGCUAUGCAGAAUGGGGAGACGAAGAUACAAUGGAGCGCCUACUUUCUACAUUAAGGGAUUUGUCAGAUCAAACAAAGCAUGGACAGACAACAUCGUGGUGUUAUGGGAUAAAAUUCCGAUGGGACUGGAUGAACAAUAUAUUCUACCGUUUUGUUCGACGAGAUUUCACGGGAUACAUGUGCAGUACGUCACCGGAAAAUCCGUCUCAGUUCAAUGAGGUGAUACAAGAAACUGAGUUCCUAUUCUUCUUGCAAAUCUGCAGCGUAAUAAUAUUUUGCUACAGCCCACUAUUGUUAUAUCUGUUCGAUGAGAAUCCUGGGGACAAAUCGAAUACUACAAGCAAGGUCACCAAGGAUGCCAAUGAUCACCAAACGGUUCGAGAGGAUGCCGAGGACGGCACUAGCGUUAGCUGCAGCUGUCGACAGAAUACUGUUGGUAUCGAUGAAAACGACUAUUUUUUCGAAAAGGGUGAACCACCGAUAAGCAUUUUUAAUCCUUUCAACUGGUGUGCUAAAAAAAUCAAAAAUACUACGAAAUCAAAGCCGAAUGAACCUCGGAAAGGCGCAACUACAGAGUUCGACGAAAAGUUAAAAACCAGUAUUAGGAAAUACUGGGAAAUCCCGGAUGACGUGGGAAAUGAUGGAGGGAGAGAUGAUCAAGAUGAAACAAACGCGUAA
Molecule: messenger RNA, 855 nt
Organism: Owenia fusiformis
Lineage: Eukaryota; Metazoa; Annelida; Polychaeta; Sabellida; Oweniidae
Source: the annotation of a GenBank genome assembly